Molecule: messenger RNA, 831 nt
Organism: Octopus bimaculoides (California two-spot octopus)
Lineage: Eukaryota; Metazoa; Mollusca; Cephalopoda; Octopoda; Octopodidae
Source: RefSeq, a predicted model, not a curated record
AUGCAAUUAGAUACCGGUUCAGACGUAUCGAUAAUAAAUACGGCAACAUGGAGUAAAAUAGGCAGGCCGUUGUGUAAAAAGACUACUAGGAUAGCCCAUGGUGUGUCAGGAGAACGAGUUCGAUUCUUGGGUGAAACCUCAACAGAAAUAAAACUCAAAAACAGGACAUGGAAAUGUAAACUAAUGAUCUCAAAAAAUACAAUGAAUCUGUUUGGGACGGAUUUAAUGAAAGGAUUCAACCUGUGGGAUCUAUCACUGAAUAUAUUGUGUAACAAGGUGAAUGCGUCACAGCCCGUGUCAGAGAAAGCAUUGGAAAAAAUGAAAUUAAAACUGAAAAGGAUGUACCCAGAUAUUUUUUCGAAAGAGCUCGGUAUGUGUGAAAAAAUUAAAGUAAAGUUUGAGUUAAAAGAAAAUGCGGUGCCGGUGUUUAAACCGAAAUGGAAUGUACUGUUUGCGGCGUUGAAUCAAGUUGAGAAGGAAUUAGAACGAUUGGAAGACCUGGAAGUAAUUGAAAAAGUGGAUUACUCAGAGUGGGCAGCUACUACGGUAUAUAUAAAAAAGAAGAAUAACGAGGUAAGAGUAUGUGUGGACUUCUCAACUGGGCUGAAUGACUGUUUAAAAAAGUAUAAUUAUCCGCUGCCAAAUCCCGAGGAAGUAUUUGCCAAGUGCAGUGGUGGGAAAAUUUUUUCCAAGCUGGAUUUGUCUGAGGCCUACCUCCAAUUACAGGUAGACGAAGAAUGUGCUAGAGUAUUAACAAUUAAUACUCAUAAAGGUCUGUAUCGUUUCAAAAGACUGCCAUUUGGGGUGAAGGUUGCACCAGCAAUAUUUUAG